Molecule: messenger RNA, 213 nt
Organism: Prunus armeniaca (apricot)
Lineage: Eukaryota; Viridiplantae; Streptophyta; Magnoliopsida; Rosales; Rosaceae
Source: the annotation of a GenBank genome assembly
AUGGUUUCUCAAGCGCCAAGCAAGGAUUCUAGCUUGAACAAAAAUGAAUGUAAGGAGCUUAAAGUUUCAAAACCCCGAACAAAGCCCUCGAAGAAGAUGAAAUUUGUUUCAUCUGCUGAGACAGAACUAGGUAGCACGACAACAUUUUCUGAGGAGCCAAAGUCUAGUCGUGGUAUAAAUGCAAUGCCCCGUGUUGUGAAGAGAAAAUUGUAG